Tilletiaria anomala UBC 951 is the source of this 3357-nucleotide messenger RNA. RefSeq lists its product as uncharacterized. NCBI's taxonomy places the organism in Eukaryota, Fungi, Basidiomycota, Exobasidiomycetes, Georgefischeriales, Tilletiariaceae. The coding region runs from base 132 to 2984 and encodes 950 amino acids. Gene Ontology annotation, molecular function: protein binding; guanyl-nucleotide exchange factor activity. The record is from RefSeq and is a predicted model, not a curated record. The transcript has 4 exons.
CCUCAGGAACAUUCUGCAGUGGAUGCCGUCGUCAUGGGCACCGCUCGCGUCGUGCACAUGGUAGGAAAAGGCAUCGCGGAUUUUGCGGCUGCUAUUAGCGACAAGGAAAGUGAGUUAAGAGCGAGUCACCUAUGCUUCCGAAUUCCGGGCCAGAUUGGCUCCGGUUUUUGCACGUUUGUUUGUGCCAAGUCUUGGAGGAGCGUCGAAGCAUCUAUCUUGUCACGCACCUGCAAAUACCGGCUACGAGGGACGAUAAGCUUCCUGCAUUUCUCGACAGCUGCCUGCUGACGCUGCAAGCCCAGCUGCUUGUUCUCGACAUCUCUGAUUGCGGACUCACUUCCCUUCCUACAUCUAUUUGCACUUGCACUUUCCUCGAAGAGCUGAACAUAUCCUGCAACCCUAUCCAAGGCGGCCUCCUUCCUUCAUGGCUCGAUGAGCUCGCCUCUCUCAAGGUGCUCGUCGCUGACGACCUCUCGCUGGCCAUCCUGCCAUUCGCAUUGUCCUCGCUGACCAAGCUCGAGACGCUGAGUGUGCGCAACAACAUAUUGCAGCAGCUGCCAAGCUGGCUGCACCUACUUCGCAAUGUUAAGAGACUCUGCAUCGAAGGCAACCCGUUCUUCGCUCCUUGGUUGACUAUAUUAGGGCCCUUGUUGACAAUCUCGAAAGAUGCUGUCGUCAGUCCGCUGCGAUCGGCUCCCCUCAAGACACCUGCCAUAUCCGCUUCGACUUCUGUGUCCUCGUUGAUCUCGUUGCAGGAAGCCCAGCAACAGCAGGUUUCGCCCUCUGGCACCUUGCCGAGGGCCAACACAUCGCGGAGCUCUCUAGGACGCCUUCGGCAGAUGCGCAGCAUCAGCGACAUGGCGCGUGGUAAGGACUGUGCCACUCAACCACCAGCAGACUCUCCAGACACGUCAAAAGGCGAGUCGCAUCCGACAGCAGACAAGCCGCUUCCUCCUAUCCAGAACAUGAACCCGACCUCGACCUCAUCAAUUCCCUUGCCGCCUAUGCCGCCGGACGACGUUCCAUUCGAAGAUGGCACGGUCCGCAGCAGUGGUUUGCGUUUGCGCAUAGGCGGCGAUGGCUCGACCGGCACAUCGUCCAAGUGGGCCUUCAGUCUGCGUCGCAAGUCCCGCAAGGAGCACUCGAACCGACUCAACAUCAUGCCCGACAUGUCUUCAGGCAAAGAUGAUGCGAGCCGCAGCGGCGCCUCAUCCACGCCUUCCGUCACAUCUGCCAUGUCCAGCUCCUCUGGUUCUGCUCGGGUCGCAGAAUUCGGCGUCACUGAGGCGCCCAUGUCGCCCUUUGCAGCGCACGCUCCCCCCACUUUUGCACAGGUCUCGUCACCCGCGGAGAUGCGCCGCAGGAAUCGCUUGUCGUACUUGCCCAUCAGCAGUGUGAUGACUCAGUCGACGGAGCCGAACGGCGUGUGGGAUGAGGUGGAGAUGGGAAUGCACCUCAAGCGCGUUAAGGCGCUUAUGCAGUAUCUUCGAGAUCUCGAUGAUCUUUGCAAUGACCAGGUUCAGCAGGAUGAAGAGGCGGAGAGCGAGGCGCCAACGCGGCCGUAUCUCAAGCGCAUGCAGAGCUCGGGCAACAUCUCCAUGAGCGCAAUAUCGACUCGCUCAUCAGAUCAUGCCUUCGGUGGAAGGCCGACUCCGGCUUCGUCACGCCGGCCGAGCGAGAUAACGCUUAACUCCAUGGCCCAGUCGAUGUCGACCAAUGGUUUCACAACACCCGAGGAAACUUGUCCUCCGCCACUGCCGCCGAUGCCAAAUAUGCCGAAAUGCAAGGAUGAUGCUGGGCGCCGCAAAAAGAUUGUCGCAGAGAUCAUCUCUUCGGAAGAAACUUACGUGCAAGGUCUUCAGGACCUGGUGGACAUCUACGUCAAGCCAGCGCAGGCGUACCCCACAACAGCACCGAUCCCACUAGCAGAGCAGCGGAUCGUGUUCGGCAACAUAGAAGCCCUUCGGCACUUUCAUCAAGGCGCAUUCUUACCGGCGCUGAAAGCAGCCGCUGCGCCACUACUGUCGCUAGAUGAUGCGCCCGCGGAGCUCUCUGCACAUACAGCAGAGGACGUGUCGAGCGUAUUUUCGCGCCACGCCGCGUUCUUCAGAAUGUACUCGACGUACAUCAACAACUGCGAGGCGGCCCAAGCGCGCGUGGCCGUGUGGCUAGCACCCGUUCCGUCCGGCGCGGCAGCAGCUUUGAAGAAUGCAAAGCUCGGAGGCUCGCACCACGUCGAAGGAGACCUCACUCCUAGCCAGAGGAAGAUCAUGCAGAAGUUCCUUAAGCGAUGCCGCUCGAACCCACGACAUACCCAGAUCAGCAUCGAGAGCUACCUUUUGCUUCCGGUGCAGCGCAUCCCGCGUUAUCGUCUCCUCCUCGAAGAUUUGCUGCGCAGUACGCCGCCGUCGCUGCUACGUAACCAAGCAACUGUCCAAGAUGCUUUGACGCAGAUCUCAGACAUUGCUAUGAGCGUCAAUGAGAGCAAACGGCAAGCAGAGCAAGACAAGCGACUGUGGGAGUGGCAAGAUCGCAUCACGGGGCAUUGGCCGAGUCCUCUUGUUCAGCCACACCGCCGGCUCAUCAAGGACGGUGCACUGCUGAUCAGGCGUGUUGUCAAGCGGUCAUCGGCGUAUGUGCAAGCGGACCAGCCGAGCUUUGCCGGUGCGGAAGCCCAGUCGACUAGCGUCCUUGCCAUCGACGCUUUGCAACAGCAGGCUAUGAACAAGCCAGUGGUCCUCCUCCUCUGCAACGACAUUGCUGUCGUGCUCUCCACGCCGCUCGGCGCUCGCACGGACAAGCCUACCACGUUUGAGCUAUACGCUGUGUUGCGCAUCAAGCAACAAAAGGAGUGUGAGAUCGUCGGUGGAACCAACGUUCGAGUGGUGGACUCCAAGACCAUCAUCUACUUUGCGGCUCAAACGCCAGCCGAAGCAGCCGCUUGGCGUGACGCGAUUCAGAGCUGCACUACAUCUACACAUUGAUCUCUGUGCUCUUAUCCUGUCUAUUUGCUGUGCAUCGCAUCGCGCGCAUUCGUAUUGCCCCACCUCGCAAGCAUUCGGCGUCAGCGCGUCACGUCGUUGUAUUUUUAAAGGGUACACGGAGCAAAAGAUCCCAAGACGUGCUUGUGGGUGAUAGAAUGCACAUAAGUAAGAACAGAAGACAUCGAAAAGUCCGCAGACAAAGAGAUAAUCAAGACUGUGCUGAGAAAGCUGGGGUUAUGCCCCGGUCCUGCUCCCAUUUGUCGAGCUCAGAGGUGAUGCUGCCAUACGGGAUGCUGUCGCGGUGCGAGUCAUCCCCAGCGUGGGUUGAUUCCAUGCGGCCGAGAAGCAGCUGAAGCUGUAGGAUUCAAGCAUA